Molecule: messenger RNA, 1361 nt
Organism: Nothoprocta perdicaria
Lineage: Eukaryota; Metazoa; Chordata; Aves; Tinamiformes; Tinamidae
Gene: MTRF1L
Product: mitochondrial translational release factor 1 like
Exons: 7
Coding region: 1-1140 (379 amino acids)
Biological process (GO): translational termination
Molecular function (GO): translation release factor activity
Source: RefSeq, a predicted model, not a curated record
AUGUGGCUUCUCCCGCGGGCCCUGCGCCGCGCGGCGCGGUGGCCAUGGCCGCUACCGCCGCGCCGCCCGCUUAGCGCCGGGCCUCGCCUGGACGAGCUGUUCGCCGCGCCGUCCGUGCGCCGCCUCCUGGAGGAGAGGGCGCGGGGCGGCGCCGGGGCGGGGUCCGAGCUGGCGGCGCGGAUCCGGCGGCUGCACGACAAGGAGCGAGAGCUGCGCGACACGCAGGAGCUGGCGCGGCAAGAUGAAAGUGAAGAUUUGCGGAAGCUUGCUGAACGGGAAGUCAUUUCCUGUCAAGAAGAGAUAGCUGAACUGAAACACCAGAUAGUAUUGCUUUUGAUUCCUUCAGAAGAAACAGACAACAGUGAUCUUGUCAUGGAAGUAACUGCUGGAGUUGGAGGACAGGAAGCCAUGUUGUUCACUUCAGAGAUAUUUAAUAUGUAUCAACGAUAUGCUGCCUAUAGAAAGUGGAGAUUUGAAAUACUAGAAUACUUUCCCAGUGAACUAGGUGGCUUAAGGCAUGCAGUUGCCAGUAUAGCUGGUCUUGAUGCCUACAAACGCAUGAAAUUUGAAGGAGGAGUGCAUCGUGUUCAGCGGGUGCCAAAGACGGAAAAGCAAGGACGCAUUCACACCAGCACCAUGACUGUUGCAAUAUUACCCCAACCCACCAAGAUGAGGCUGAAAAUUAAUCCAAAAGAUCUACGAAUAGACACUAAGCGAGCUAGUGGAGCUGGUGGCCAGCAUGUCAAUACCACAGACAGCGCUGUACGGAUAGUUCAUAUUCCAACAGGGAUCGUAUCUGAAUGUCAGCAAGAAAGGUCUCAAAUAAGAAACAAAGAGAAGGCUAUGCAAAUGCUUUCUGCCAAAUUAUACAGUCUCAAAAUGGAAGAAGAAAACAAAAAGCGAAACAGUGCCCGAAAGGUUCAGAUUGGCACUAAAGGAAGAUCGGAGAAGAUCAGAACAUACAACUUUCCGCAGGACCGGAUUACUGACCACAGGAUAAGCAGAUCUGUGCAUCAUAUUGAAUGCUUCAUGUUAGGGGAAGACAUGCUAGAUGAAAUGAUACAGUCCCUGAGAGAAUAUGCUGAUUAUGAAUCUUUAAUGGAAAUUAUUUCAGAAAGUGAAAAAAUAAAUCCAACCUGAACCUUGCUCAUUGUCAGACCAUAUUGCAACAGAUACAGGCACUUGUGUGCCAAAGAGCUUGUUGGAGCACUGUCUAGAAGAUGGAACUGCUUUUUAGAUCAUGAAAGGCAACAUAAUGUGUUUCCUCAUAAUCGAUAAACAGUUUUCUUACUUGCUGAGUAGAAGACUUUAUAUGAGACAUUAUUGCUGCAGGGAUACACUUAAAAAGUAAACGUGACUGG